This is a messenger RNA of Ricinus communis (castor bean), 1379 nucleotides long. RefSeq names its product zinc finger protein ZAT10. The transcript has a single exon. Gene Ontology annotation, molecular function: DNA-binding transcription factor activity. Lineage: Eukaryota; Viridiplantae; Streptophyta; Magnoliopsida; Malpighiales; Euphorbiaceae. Bases 396 to 1154 code for a protein of 252 amino acids. Gene Ontology annotation, biological process: response to stress. The record is from RefSeq and is a predicted model, not a curated record.
AGCAUUGUUUUGACUUGGAAUUAGUCAUCAUUUUCUUCUUCUUCUUCUUCUUCUGUCUCUACAGUCGGUCUAUAAUAAGCUCAGUCUCCACCACACUCACCCUCCACUCUCUCCUUUAGUUGACCGACUUCACUUCCUCCACACCAACUAUCCAAUCUUUCCCUAUAUAUAAACCCCCUCUUCCCACUCCACACUCUCACAUAUUUCUCUCUUUCUUCUUUUUCCUCAAGGCCCCUUUCUUUCUUUGGAAAGCCAAGACCCUUUCUUUCUCUCUUUCUUUCUUGUAGAAACACAUUCAAGAAUAUCAAGAAGCUUUUCUUUUUCUCAGUUUCCUUGCUUUCUUUAUAAACAUAUAUACACCGAGAAUCAAGAAUUCAAGAUCCAGAAUUGAGAUUAUGGCACUUGAAGCACUAAAUUCACCAACAACUGCUACUCCUUUCAACUAUGAAGAUACUUGGACUAAAAGAAAACGUUCCAAGAGGCCACGCAGUGAAUCCCCAGCUCCUACUGAAGAAGAGUAUCUCGCUCUUUGCCUUAUCAUGCUUGCUCGCGGAGGAAAUUCCACCUCCACCUCCACCUCCACCUCUACCUCCACCUCCGCCAAAUCGGCAUCUCCUUCUCCGCCGCCACCACAGCCACCGGCUUUGAAUCUCUCUUAUAAGUGUACUGUUUGCAACAAGGCUUUCCCUUCUUACCAAGCUCUCGGUGGACACAAAGCCAGCCACAAGAAAUCCUCUUCUGAAACCGCCACAAUCGACAACCCUUCAACCUCCACCACAACCGCUUCUGCUGUCCCCACCGCCACCAGUGGUAGGACCCAUGAAUGUUCUAUCUGUCACAAGACCUUUCCAACCGGUCAAGCUUUAGGCGGUCACAAGCGCCGCCACUAUGAAGGACCUGGUGGUGGCAACAACAAUACUAAUAGUACUAUAACAUCCUCAGAAGGUGGUGCAAGUGCAACCCAGAGUCAGAGUCAAAGUCAAAGCCGCGGCGGCUUUGAAAUUGAUCUGAACUUGCCUGCUUUGCCUGAGUUUUGGUCAGCCAAUAAUAAUGGCAGGGAUCAAGAAGUGGAGAGUCCUUUGCCUGGGAAGAAACCAAGAUUAUCAUUCCUUAAGCAAGAAGAUAUUGACACAAAAAUUUCUUUGCAAGAUUGAGUUAGUGUUUGCAGAUUUAGGUUAAUCAGAAAGAUUCUUGAGAUUUUUCUUUUGUUAUUUCUUGAUUGGGGUUUGUUACUUUGGUUUUGUACAGAAAUUUGUUCAUUGUUUGGAUUUUCUUUCUUUAAAAAUUAUUACUAUUGGUCAUUAAUUUAAUUAUUGACUCAUUUAAUUCGUUCUCAUCUGUAAUAAUGAUAGUUUAAUAAUUAGACGAUGUUUAUGCUA